This is a messenger RNA of Colletotrichum chrysophilum, 1176 nucleotides long. RefSeq lists its product as uncharacterized. Gene Ontology annotation, biological process: lipid metabolic process. Gene Ontology annotation, cellular component: membrane. NCBI's taxonomy places the organism in Eukaryota, Fungi, Ascomycota, Sordariomycetes, Glomerellales, Glomerellaceae. Gene Ontology annotation, molecular function: oxidoreductase activity, acting on paired donors, with oxidation of a pair of donors resulting in the reduction of molecular oxygen to two molecules of water. The record is from RefSeq and is a predicted model, not a curated record. Bases 1 to 1176 code for a protein of 391 amino acids. The transcript has 2 exons.
AUGUCCGUCAUGGGCCAAAUAAACCGGAACAUACUCCCUGUUUUGUCCAGGAGGGACGUCGAGGCGCUGAUAGCCCAGGGCCGCAAGGUGUUCAUUCUCGACAACUUCGUCAUUAAGGCAGACGCGUGGAUUCCUUACCACCCGGGCGGUGACAAGUCAAUCCUUCACAUGGUUGGCCGAGAUGCCACAGAUGAGGCCACGGUUCUUCACUCGAUCGAGGCAGUUCAACGUAUGAGCCGCUACCGUAUCGGGUCUAUUCAAGGCAGAUGGGAGAACUUCAUCCCGCCUAUUCAGGGUGGCACGUUUCGUGCUCGCUCUGACGGCGACCGGGAUGCCUGUCAAGAUGUCGAUACCGCACUCCCUCCCGCCUCUUUGCACCGCUCGAGUGUACCUGAAAGCGACACUUCCGACGACAGCGGCCCCGCGCGCCGAGAGAGUCGCACCGCAGCCAAUACACUCAGUCCACCUACUGUAUCGUCCGUCUCUUCCGCCCAUGCGGACGGCGAUGCCAUGGCACACCUCGAUUGCGUCACGAAGCAGAAGAUCUCCCUCGACCUCGAGACGUACCCUUCUUUGGACCGGGCCAACCAGGACGCCAUGGUGGCCGCUUACUGCCGCCUCGACGACCGCUUGAGAGCUCAGGGGUCAUAUGACUGCAACUACAUGGCGUAUGUCGUUGAAAUCUUCCGAUGCUCCAUGCUUUUCGCCGCCAUGCUGCUUUUCUUGCAUUGGGGCUUGUUCGUGGCCAGCGCAGUCUGCAUGGGGGCCUUCUGGCAUCAGAUGUCGUUUGCUGCCCACGACGCUGGCCACAUAGGCAUCACGCACCGCUUUCACAUAGACAGUGUCCUCGGUAUCUUCAUCGCGGAUUUUAUGGGCGGUUUGUCCCUCGGCUGGUGGAAGAAGAGUCACAACAUCCAUCAUAUCGUCGCUAAUUCGCCCGAGCACGACCCAGAUGUCGAGUACCUACCCUUCCUGGCUAUUUCGCAUAGGUUCUUGGCCAGCCUGAGCUCCACCUAUUAUGAUCGGAUAAUGGGUUACGAUGCUGUGGCAUGCUUUUGCGUCAGGUUCCAGAAGUACUCAUACUACCCACUGCUAGCCCUUGGGCGCUUCAAUCUUUAUCGUCUUUUAUGGGAGUACCUCCUGACGGGCCAGGCCCCUCGAAAAGGGCCGUCAUAG